GUCUGAGUUAAGGACAUGCAAGUCCUUUGUCUACCUGUGAUCCCAGCUUGCCCGCAGCGUGCUUGCCAUGACACAGCGGCAGCCACCGCAGGUGCCGUAACAGGGCACAGGCGGCCGGGCGAGGCUCUGUCUCACUCCUGGGCACCGGCACACCGGAGCGGCGAGGGCUGGGAGCGGGAGGCUGUGGCAGCAGUCCCCGGUGCCCAAGGCCCGGUGCCUCCUGCCAAAAUCCUUUCACAGCCGAAACCAAACGCGUUUCGGGAUGGCAGAGGCGGCCGGGCAGCACCUGCUCGCUCCCGCACCGCAUGCCGCAGCCCUGCCCUCCCUGGGCACACCGGCGGCGGGCAGUCCGUGCCGAGGAGCGACCCACACGAGCCAGAGCCGCUGCUGCUGCCCCUCCGCCGCCGCGGCCGACGCUUAUUCACCCUCCCCGGAACGCCCGCCGGUCGCCGCCGGCCGCGGCAGAUUCUGCCUGGCUUAUUCAUUGGCAACUUUAAAGAUGCCCGAGAUGUAGAGCAACUGAGUAAGAAUAACAUUACACACAUUCUUUCAAUCCAUGACAGUGCCCGCCCUAUGCUUGAGGGAAUGAAGUAUCUGUGCAUUCCUGCUGCUGACUCACCCUCGCAGAACUUAGCAAGGCAUUUCAGAGAGAGCAUCAAAUUUAUCCACGAGUGCCGGCUCACAGGUGAAGGCUGCUUAGUUCACUGCCUUGCAGGUGUCUCCAGGAGUGUCACACUGGUUGUUGCCUACAUCAUGACCAUCACAGACUUUGGCUGGGAAGAUGCACUGUCUGUUGUCCGCGCGGCAAGAUCCUGCGCCAAUCCAAACAUGGGCUUCCAGAGACAGCUACAGGAAUUCGAAAAACACGAUGUUGAUCAGUUCAGGCAGUGGCUGAAAGAAGAAUAUGGGGAAAACUCUUCUCAGGAUCUGCAAGAAGCCAAAAAUCUUCUGAGCAAAUACAAAGAGCAGGCAGAGUUGCACCAGACUACUGGAGGAAGGCAGUGGAAUAACAACUUCUCAUCUGUGCCAUCACUCUCAUACAGCAACUACACAACAGAGACCUAAUCACAAGAGGUCGAUUUUCUUUUCUUUCUACUUUUGCAGAACAUCUUGCCAUGUUUUCCAUCCCAUUUUUAAAACUUUCAGCAGUAAACCAUGCAAACUGUUGAUUUAUAGAAAGCUUCUUGAUGACAUUAUGUGUGUGUGUGUAUGAGUGUGUUUCACACAGUUUUGUAAUUUGGGCAGGAUCAAGCUCUGUUUAUGCCCAGAGACAGGAUCCAGUUACUGUGGCUGAGGAAUUUUAUCUGCCAGCCACAGCUAAAUCCCCUUCUGCCCACAUUGCCUGGCAUUUGCUGUGAGGUUAGCUCAACUCCUCUUGUUGUAGGCUAGCAAAGGGCUUGGAGAGAUGAGGUCUGGUGAUCCAAGCUGUGGCAGUUUGGCAUCUCUGCACUCUUAGUGUGGCAAAGGUGUUACUGCCCCUGAAGAGGGGAACUCAAGUCUGUGUCUUUGCUGCUCCUGUUCAUGGUCCAUUGGCGAGUAAUAGCAUGGAUGUGGGUGUGAACUUGAAUGCUAGGCUGAAAGUUGGAGCAGGUGAGACAGGGGCCCAAGAACCUUUUCCCCAGCAGUGGCAUCUAGGAGAGAAGUGGGACAGACAGCUCUGAGUAAUAACACCUUCAACCGCCACAGUUUUCUUUGCUUCAGUGCCCGUGAGACUGAACUGUCGGCAGAGCUGCCACAGACCAAGAGCACCCAGGCUGUUACCACAGCUCAGCUGAUGUGCAGUGAUUUAAGCCAUGGUCCCUUGACUGUGCAUCUGGUCUCCCAACAUAAACUUUUCUGGAGGAUAGUCUAUCAUGUCUCCAGAGCCGCUGAACUUCAUUCCCCAUGGAACACGUGCCUCUUCAGCACGCGCCCCUGCGCACACGAUAACGUGUCUCCAAAGAGUGGGCUCGGUGUGAGUGCGAGCACCUGUUUCUUUGCUUGUGCUGUGGUUUGCUCUUUGACUUCAGCUACCUCAAAAAUGCUGUUCUUGUCAUUGUGGUUGUAAAUGCAACCUUGAAAAUUGCCUUGUGUAAUCUUAAUCUAACACUGAGUGAAGUAAGUGGGUGCGUGUGCGUGCGAGAGUGUGCGUGUGCAUGUAUAUUUCACAGAUGUCUGUAUUUGAGAAGUUUAUUGUUUGUUUUUAAAAUUGCCCAUAUUUCUCACUGGUUUAAAGAUUGAGUUGUUGGAAUUCAACUUCCCUGCCAUUUAAACACCACUAUAUAUUUUGCUGUGAUCAGAUUUAUAGGAAUGCAUUUGUACAAUAUAUUUUUAACUAGGUUGAAACUAGGGGCCAUACUCCGCUCUUGGUAACAUUUGUGUGUUUCUGGAAUGGAGCCAUUUGCCUGAUUCAAGCAGCUUGUAAGAGUAUAACUUGAAACAUGUCAGUAGGGAUGCUGGGUAGUGUAUUGAUUUCUAAUGGUGUAAUGUAGGGUGGCCCUGAUGCCAAGAUCAUGAUUUCUUGUCUUUGACUUGGAGGAUGGAAGGCCCACUUUUCUUGAGGAUUCUAGAAAAUAAAAAAUGCCACCCAAACAGCCAAGAUAGAAAAGUAAAACCAAGCCCUUUAUUUGUUCAAGUGUGGUGUGUAUCAUGCUAAAAGCUGAGCACUGAGUGAGAAUCAAUGAGCAAACUAAAUAGACUGCCGUGUCUCUUUCAAUUUCUUCGGUACUCUGGCCUCCCAUUCCUUUACAAGAUUCUUCUAAAUGUGAUUUCCUGCUUGCAGGUGGCAGUGAAUUCUUUGGAUGGGAGCAAGGCUUUUAGGUCAAGUAAACUCUGGCUGUUAAAUAUAUGUUGUUAAGUAUCUUAAAAAAAAAAUAUGUUACGGCUUUUGAAGUACGGGUUGUGCAUAUCAAUAAAUGCCGAAAAGGAGAAAAGGGAAUGGCGUGGAACUGACCUGUCCACUUCAUCUGAGGUCAAGCCUGCAUCAGGGUUCUCAUUGCACUAAGUGCUUUAAAUGUACUGAGCAUGAUGAGAGCAGGAUAAUCAUAUCUAUGUUGCAGUAAGGGAUGUUGCUGGAUUUGGAAAAAGUGCUGGAACUGACCUUGUUUUCAAGCUUGCAGCUGAGAGAAGCACUGCUUGUUUGGUAUAUCCAGCAGUUGCUCUGUGAUUGCCUGGUAAGAGAGGUAUUUAGCUGUUCCUGAAGAUGUUGAUCUGCAAAUAAUUGUCUGCUUAACAAUUCCAGCCCAGUGGUGUCCACAUUGGCAAUCCCUUCAGUGCUCUGAGGGUAGAUGUGAUAAUUGGAAAAUGUUUUCCUCGGUAACAGGGUCUCGGUAACACACGUUCAGGAUGCGGGUCCAUUUGUUCAGCCCUCUACUCAUAAUAGGAUGUGUAGGGCAGCGUCAGCCCAUCCCCAGAGGGCAGCUUUGUCAGAACUAUUCUGCCUGUGGUCUUACAGGUUUCCAGCCAGUCCAUCCUGUAGCAGGCUGCCAGCACUGUGUAUCCUAUAGUACUCCUGGCACUCUUGUCCUUUCAGUAGUAAAGCUGUGGGUGCUGGUAAGUUGGCAGUUCUUUUACUGUUCUGACGCAUACAAGGUAGUAUGGGAGACGUCUGUUAAUUUUCAUGUGUCCAAGAUUAAUCUGCACUCUUUUUUUAAAAUAGUUUGGUUAUCUCCAAAGAGUCAGUCCCCUGAACAGGAUUUUUUUUGGAAGUGAGUUUGGCUUUAGGGCCAUGUAGCCACAUCAGUGUGCAUUAUGCGGCAGCUCCAAAGCAGAUGCAGGGUAAGCUGGGAAGACGGAGGCAAUGCCGUAUUGUCAGUGAGUGAAGGUGCUUCUCUCUUUUUGAAAGGCAGAAAGGGUACUUUCUGCAGUCUCUGCCUUCAACAUCUUGUGUGGUGGUCUGUGUGUACUGCAUACUGCAGGUAAGGGCAGUGCAAGAGCAGCAGCAGUCUAAGAAAACUGGAAUCUGGUUUGCCCACGUAGAGAGCAGAAUGAUGGUUUACUCCCUAAUUACCAUGGGUGCAGGAGAGAGAGCUACAGUUCUCACCUUUAGCCUUUUAGACAGGGAGAGGAGCUAACAGAGACUGAGAAUGUGACAUGAUUUGUCUUCCAGCCAGCCUUUCAGUGGCAAUUUGUAGGACUUUCAAGCUAUCUGGAACAUGACUAGACCCAAUUCACCUCUUAGUAGUUGGCCUUUGUAGUGUAGAUGAUGCAUUCAGUUAUUUUGUUUCUGUACUUCAGAGCACUGUCCUCAUUUUGAUGUUCACUGGAAAAUGUAUAAAGUUUAUAAUACCUUAUUGGAUAUCCAGAUUUGAAAUGUAUAAUCGAUUUUUUUUGGGCUAAACUUGAUAUCCAUGUGUGAUUAUAAGCAAAUGUCUAGUGUUAUAGAAUGUAGGUAAUGGGUAAAUGCAUUAAUAGUAUUUAUUACUCUGUUUUUUAACCUGGAAAAAGUUGCUUCCUUACAUUUUGUGAUUGAGUGGGAAGAUAUGACAAAUCAUAUCUGUUUUUUAAAAGGGAUAAUAACUUUGGUUGCUAUAAUGGCCACCACCUAUAAAGAUGUCAGUGAAAAAUUAUAGCAAUUAUUCCACUAGUUUAAAAACUCUUAAAUCUGGUAAGCUUCUUGAUUCUCUGUCUUCCUCUUCCUGGGCAUCUUAGCGAAGCCUUGAUUGCUUUUUCCAAAUGUUUGUAUUUAAUACGUUCUACAAUUUUUUUAUAAAUAAAAUUAAAUGUUAACACCUGA
This is a messenger RNA of Poecile atricapillus (Black-capped chickadee), 4714 nucleotides long. It is a transcript of the gene DUSP22, whose product is annotated as dual specificity phosphatase 22. The coding region runs from base 16 to 1065 and encodes 349 amino acids. Gene Ontology annotation, molecular function: protein tyrosine/serine/threonine phosphatase activity. Gene Ontology annotation, cellular component: cytosol. The transcript is spliced from 7 exons. Gene Ontology annotation, biological process: protein dephosphorylation; regulation of cell population proliferation; transforming growth factor beta receptor signaling pathway. The record is from RefSeq and is a predicted model, not a curated record. NCBI's taxonomy places the organism in Eukaryota, Metazoa, Chordata, Aves, Passeriformes, Paridae.